GAGAGCUGUGCUAUUGCGUCGACUCACAAGUUGGAUGAUGCCAUCCGCCGAGACUAUCUCGUCUUCCCCAAUCUCAGACUAGCACCCCCACUUCAUAAACUCCCCCUCAUCAACUUCAUCCUCAUUCCCCAUCUCAAAACAAACUCAACAAACACUCCAAAAAAUAAGUAACACACACAUCAUGCCUCACGGUCAACUCUACCAAAAUGAAACUCCUAGUACUAUUGCUCCCACUCCAAUCAAGGAGCCGAUCCUCACGCCGCAAGAGCAACUAGAGCUGAGGGUAUCUUCUACUCAUGAAGAUGACCCGAUCAAGCCCCGCAUCGACGGCUCGAUCCUCACCAUCAGCGACUCGGUCUUGAGCUGCAUCGGGGCUACCCCCCUGGUCAGAUUAGACCGCUUGGCCAAGAAAUACAAUCUCAAAUGCAACCUCUUGGCUAAACUCGAGUACUAUAAUGCCGGCGGCUCUGUGAAAGACCGGAUCGCUCUCAGGAUGAUCGUCGAGGCUGAACGAGAGGGCAUCUUGAUCCCCGGGAAAAGCGUCAUAAUCGAGCCCACCAGUGGUAAUACGGGCAUCGGCCUUGCACUAGCAGCAGCAGUCAAGAACUACCGUUGCAUCAUCGUCAUGCCCCAGAAGAUGAGCAGAGAGAAGAUCAAUAUGAUGAAAGCUCUCGGCACCGAGAUCGUCCGAACUCCGACCGAGGCCGCUUUCGAUAGUCCCGAAAGCCAUCUCUCCGUCGCCGCUAGACUCCAAAAAGCUAUCCCUGGCGCAAUCAUCUUGAAUCAAUAUCGCAAUCGAUUCAAUCCACAGACUCAUUUUGAUACCACAGGCCUGGAGAUCAUCCAAGCGAUCCAAAACACGCCAUCGACAUUGAGCCGACCAUCGAGUGGGCAAGUGGACCUAUUUAUAGCGGGAGCGGGGACGGGGGGGACGAUAAGUGGGGUAUCACGCCGGUUGAAGAUGCAGUAUGGAGCCGAUCGGGUGAAGACGAUAGCGGUUGAUCCGGUCGGCUCGAUCCUUGCCAAGCCGGAAAGCCUGAAUUCGGCGGGCAUUCAGAGCUAUCAAACCGAAGGAACUGGCUACGAUUUCGAGCCGGAAGUGCUGGACUAUUCGCUGAUCGAUCAAUGGAUCAAGGUCGAUGAUCAGCACGCCUUUGAGACCUUAAGAGAGCUCAUCAAGCUCGAAGGCACCCUCUGUGGCGGCUCCAGUGGUCAGGCCCUCUAUGCCGCCUUGCAGUAUCUCAAACCCGCCGAUCCGGCCCGCGGCGCCCCCCCUGGCAACGGUUGGGAACUCUUCGGCCAAAACCCUCGCGCUAACGUCGUCGUGCUUUGCGCCGAUUCGAUCCGCAAUUAUAUCACUAAGGACUGGCUUGUCGAAGGCACUGAAGAGUCUGAAACUACUGAGGCCGCUUUACUCUCGAAAGCUCAACAUCAAACUUAAUCCUGCUUCUUUUUUCUUUUCUUUUUCUUAUAUACUUGCCUAACUUAAACUUACAAGUCCCUCCGGGCAGUUGAUUGCGGAGGGUCCCAUCGGGACGACGUCCCCCCCUCCCAAUGCAAAGAGGGACUUUAGUGAAGUUUGUA
Messenger RNA from Puccinia graminis f. sp. tritici CRL 75-36-700-3, 1584 nucleotides. RefSeq names its product cystathionine beta-synthase. Bases 182 to 1441 code for a protein of 419 amino acids. The record is from RefSeq and is a predicted model, not a curated record. The transcript is spliced from 4 exons. Gene Ontology annotation, molecular function: cystathionine beta-synthase activity; cysteine synthase activity. Lineage: Eukaryota; Fungi; Basidiomycota; Pucciniomycetes; Pucciniales; Pucciniaceae. Gene Ontology annotation, cellular component: cytoplasm.